AUGUGCUCUCAAUUUGAUAAUAAAUUAUUGACUUAUUUGACUGGUGGGAUGUCCACUCUGGCGCUUGGACUCGGCAAGAAACUCGGGCUGAUUGAGGCAAUCUGUGCUGUUUCCUCCGAGGAUCACCACGCCACUCCUGAAGAGGUGGCCGAAAAGGCGAAUUGUAAGCCACGUUACGUGAGAGAAUGGUUGUGCUGUAUGUCGUGUGCUGAGAUGCUCGAGGUCGAUGAAGAGGAGCGUUUCUGGGCCACUGAAGAGCAGAAAAAGGGCUUGUUGACUUCGGGUUGGAUGCCAAUGUUCGAGAUGUUGCCGCUGUUCUCGGAUGUGCGUGAGAAACUGGAAGAAGCCGUGCGCGGAGACAGCAAGAAAUUGGGACUUCAUUACGAAGACUUCUCAAAGUUCUACGAUUUCAUGGGCGUCAUUACAGCAAAGAUGCACUCUGAAGUGGUUGUUCCAAAGUUGUUGCCCGAUGUUGGAAAUGGGAUUUUGGAAGGACUUGAAGGCGGUGGAAUCAAAUGUUUGGAUGUCGGUUGUGGAAACGGAUUUCAUGUUCAAUUAUUGGCCAAAUCCUUUCCGAAGAGCUCUUUCCUUGGAGUGGAUCUUGUUGAAGAUGCUGUUCGCGAGGCACAGAAGCACAAGGAGCAAGACAAAACGGAAAACUCGAGCUAUCUCUGUUGUGAUGCUCGCCAAUUACCCGUUGAUUGGGCAAACCGCUUCGACUUUGUUACAAUUUUCGAUGCUUGUCAUGAUCAAUGCAGACCCGAUUUGGGACUCAAAGAAAUCUAUCGUGUGCUGAAACCGGGUGGCACUUUUGCAAUGAUCGAGAUCAAGGGAUCGGGAAGUGUGACUGAGGACAAGAAAGCUGGAAUUUUGACUUCGAUCUGUUAUGGAGGAUCUCUAUUUCACUGUUUGCCCGUGGGGAGUAAUGAGGAAGGUGCCCUUUGUCUUGGAUCGAUGUUUGGCACUAAUAAAGCACUUGCUUUAUUGAAAGGCGCCGGUUUCGAGGAUGUUUCCUUCAAAACUCCCGAUUAUAUGCCGAUGAAUUCUGUUUUUAUUUGCAAGAAA
This is a messenger RNA of Mesorhabditis belari, 1065 nucleotides long. The record is from the annotation of a GenBank genome assembly. Lineage: Eukaryota; Metazoa; Nematoda; Chromadorea; Rhabditida; Rhabditidae.